AUGUCAAAGCAUAAAGAGAUAUCUCUGAAUCAGCUUUCGACGUUAGGAGAUGCAUGUUGGAAAAUGGACCUCACAGCUAUUCAUAAAAUCUUGGUGAUGGCAGAAGAUGAUAAGGAACUCGUCGAGUUCUCUUUCGAAAAAUGGUUAGAAGAGAUAAUAGAUAUUCAAGAUGUUCGAAAAGGCGGUGAUCAAGCCUUUCUAAAGCAAGACUUUGAAACUGCCAUUGACUGUUAUUCUCAGUUAAUUAAAUCUAGAAGAAUGGUGUACCCGAGUGUUUAUGCUAGGCGUUGUCUAUGCUAUUUGUUCUACAAUAAACUAGAUAAAGCCCUCUACGAUGGGAUGCUUGCACAGCAAUUAUUCCCUGAUUGGCCAACGGCCUUCUAUUUUCAGUCUGUGGCACUAUCCAAAUUAAACAUGAUCACGGAUUCUGCUGAUACUCUGAAAGAAGCAACUCAUCUUGAAGCAAAGAGAGCAUCAUGA
Messenger RNA from Eruca vesicaria subsp. sativa (arugula), 480 nucleotides. Lineage: Eukaryota; Viridiplantae; Streptophyta; Magnoliopsida; Brassicales; Brassicaceae. The record is from the annotation of a GenBank genome assembly.